CGAAUAUGUCAAUCAAGCGGGCGCUGAACGACGAAGCGAAAUUCAUGGAUCUAACGGCCAUUGGCUGCAGUUUGUUGCUGGAACAGCAGAGCUGCACAAGUGGCGUUGCUAAAUCGGAUACCAGUAUUACAGUGACCAUGUCUGGACACGACGCCAUAUCCGGUCAAGUCGGAACCUAUCAGUCCAGCAACUACCUCAGUCCGCGUCAGGCUCCUCCCCCUCCCUAUCCUGGCGGGCUGACGCCUUACCAGUCGCCCUACGUCAGCCCUUAUGAGACACCGUUCCAGACACCGUCGCCCAGUCCUUUGUCAUCUGUCCAAUCCAGUCCGGUCACCUCUGUAUGCCGGACUAAAGGGCCUGGCAUCGAUGAAGAGUUGGCCAUGAUCCUCGAAAGUGAACCGUUCAUUUGGGAACAGCAGCCGGCCCAUACCCAAACGAUGGUCCAUCAGGGUCCACCACCUCCACCAUAUCCCCUUCAAUCGGAUGGCGUUACGGGCCGUCCGCCUCAUCCGCGUUCAUCUCUGAGCGUCCAGCCAUCGCGGACGCUGAUGAAACAGCAACUGCAGCGACAGCAACUGGAACAGCAGGAGCGUCGCGAACGCGAAAUGAUGAAACUCCAAUCGGCUGCAAGGGCGUCCAGCUGCCCGUCUGUUAAGAUGGGAAUUCCAAUCAUGGCGCGAUCGCAGCAGCUGGUCGUCGAUCCGGUUUCUGUUCCACCUCAAGUUCUGACGGUGCGCACCCGACUGGAGAAUCCCACGCUCUACCACGUCAUCGAAUCUCGGAAGCGUCAAGUGCGCGAAUUUCUCCAGCACGGCCAACAGCAAGCAUCCAGUUCGCUCCCGCUGGAUCACCGUCCUUCGGCCACCAUCAGCUCCGCUCCGGCCGGAGGCUUCGCCGUGCCCUUGACCCAACAUCCAUCAGCCCCAACCGACGCCGAGGCGGACGAUUUCUUGGAGGACAUUUUGAACUUGGAAGCCGGUUUGGAGGCGGCUGAUCGGAAUCGAGUCAUGGAUACGUCAUCUCACCAUCAAACCCUUCCGCCUGAGGUGAGCGAUUCGGGCAGCCUGAUGGAACAUUUUUUGACGUUGAGCUCGACGUUGCAUCACCACGGAGAUCACGUCCCUCUGCCAACAGCUCUGGAAUUGCCGGCCAAACUGCCGGCCCACGCGGCCAGCAGCAGUCCGCCCGCCAAGGGUACAACCGCGUCCAUCAAUGAUAACGUGGAUUACGUGCCCAUCAUCACCGGAGCCUUCACAGCUGCAGGAUUAAAAGGAUCGGGAUUGACAUCGGGACCGCCUUCGUCGCUCACGUCUCCGAUGACGUCGCCGACCUCAUCGCCGUGCCACCAUCCGUUACGUAAUCAUCACACGAACGGGCAUCACCACCAUCAUCAUCGCGGCUCCAUCGACUCCGUCUUUGUCGACCUGGACUUGAGCGGCUCCGGCACGGAAUUCGGCGCCUCGAGCGGAUUGGCUGCCGCCCUCGGCAAUGGACUCUCUAAUGACGGCAUUGGCGGUGUGGUCGAUUUACGUGCGUUAGCCAAAGAUCGUCAAAAGAAAGAUAAUCAUAACAUGAUCGAGAGGCGGCGCCGGUUCAACAUCAACGAUCGAAUCAAGGAGCUGGGCACAUUACUACCGAAGAGCAACGACCCUGAUAUGUGCAGGUACUACGACUGUUUCCGCGACGUCCGCCAGAAUAAAGGAGGGAUCCUUAAAGCCUCUGUGGACUACAUUCGCCGAUUGAGGCACGACCGCGACCGGCUGGCCCAGAAUGAGGCCCGCCAACGGCAGCUGGAAUUGCAAAAUAGACGGCUACUUUUGCGGAUCCAGCAGCUGGAAUUGCAAGCCAAAACGCACGGUCUGCCGCUGCCCGCUUCAGACACGGACGGCACCUGGACGGAUCCUCAUUUAACUUCGGCUCCGUUAACACCCUCCACACCGCCUUACAUCAAGACGGAACCCCGCGACGACAACUCAUUCCGAAAGGUACCGGAUUUAAUCCCAGAGAUCGGCAGUGGUGGCGGCUUAGCGGUCGCGUGCGAAUUCACGGCGCUGGAAGACUUUAUGGAAGACGAUUUCAAUCAAGCCACGAGGGGAGAUCCGCUGCUUAGCAGCUCUCAUCACGCUUCCGGCAAUCAGCAACACACUCACCUGAUCGGCCAUUUUGAAACGCAUCCCGAUGAUCACCACCAUCAUCACCAAGGAGGCAACGAUGUGUCGCGAGUGCGCUCCAAUUACCAGCCGUCCGAAGAGGAUGAAUCGCUCAGCCCGGAAUCGCUGGAUCGUAUGGAAUUGUCGGCGUGAUGCGUAGAGCGCUGUGCCGGGUAUUGUUUUUUAGGUAGGCUUUACUACUACAACUACUACCACCGCUGCCAACUAUUCGUGACGAGUUACGUGGAAGUAACAGCUGUGACAAAACGAAUGUGAAAAUUUAAAAAACAAAACAAAAACAAAACAAAAUAAAACAAAAGAACAUCUCGACCAAUUUAAAAGAACAGUGUAACCGAUAUGCCACCCAAUCUUCCACACUCCACUACAAUCGCGUACGCACGAUGGAUUUAAUUCCACCAGUUUUUAAAGCCAACUAUAUUGCAUAAGCUAAUGAUAAUGUGUUUUGUGUUCUUUUCUUCAGUGUGUCUCGGGGGUUCGUUUUGCUAAUGUUUAGUGUGUUCAUUUUUUUUUUAUUUACGAAAAGAGAACAAUCGCUCGCUGUCAUCAUCGCAUCAAUUUUUAUCUUUAUUCGUGUGGCUUCUUGAUUGUUUAACUUCUUUUUUUUUUUUUUUUUUUUUUUUUUUAUAUACUUUCUUAUCUAGACAAAAGCGCCAUGUUCUAUAGAAAAUGUCUUUGUCGAUGUUAUUUUUCUCUUUCUAAUUUCUAAUUCAUUUUCUCCCAAUCCCCAUCUGUCAUGCUUUGUACAGUAAUUUUAUAUGUUUAUGUCGAUGGAGGAUGACGUGAGGCUACGAGUUAUAGAGAUGAUGAUCUUUCAAAAAAAUAUCAAAGUCUGGUAAGUUACAUAAGGUUCCCAAGUCGCUGUAUUAUGAGAAGUAUAAGUGACGGUUGAUCUAAAAACACGGAUUCAAAUCAUAUCCUCCACCUCACCCCCCGCAUUUCGUGUGUACGUUGUGUGAGCAUUUGGUAUAUCAUAGUUGUAGGGUGUCUUCCACUAUUUACUGAAUGGCCUGUAUGUGAUUUUUCAUCUUAAUUCCUACACUGUGUGUCUCAUAUUU
Messenger RNA from Daphnia carinata, 3226 nucleotides. RefSeq lists its product as uncharacterized. Bases 6 to 2303 code for a protein of 765 amino acids. The record is from RefSeq and is a predicted model, not a curated record. The transcript has 7 exons. Lineage: Eukaryota; Metazoa; Arthropoda; Branchiopoda; Diplostraca; Daphniidae. Gene Ontology annotation, molecular function: DNA-binding transcription factor activity, RNA polymerase II-specific; protein dimerization activity; RNA polymerase II cis-regulatory region sequence-specific DNA binding. Gene Ontology annotation, biological process: regulation of transcription by RNA polymerase II. Gene Ontology annotation, cellular component: nucleus.